UUAGAUUCCUGCAGAGAAUCAGCAGAAAGGUUCUGUAGGUUUGUCUCUUCUCUUCUGGACUCUUUCUACUGAAGCAGGAGGUUUUAUUUUUUAUAUUUAUAGAUUCUAUUUUCUGCCUCUGAGGUGUUUGAAAAUGAAUCCUCCAUGUGGAAGAUGCAACAAACCAGUUUAUCCAACAGAGAAGAUCAACUGCCUCGAUAAGUUUUGGCACAAAGGUUGUUUCAGCUGUGAGGUUUGUAAAAUGGCUCUGAGUAUGAACAACUACAAAGGCUUCGACAAGAAACCCUACUGCAGCAUGCAUUACCCUAAAACCUCGUUCACCAUCGUCACCGACACUCCAGAGAACCUCCGUCUGAAACAACAGACCAUGCUGAACAGCCAGGCGCUCUACAAGGAGGACUUUGAGAAGAACAAGGGGAAAGGUUUCAGCGUUGUGACCGACACUCCGGAGAUGCAGAGACUGAAGAAGACGCAAGACCAGAUCAGCAAUAUAAAAUACCAUGAAGAGUUUGAGAAGAGUAAGAUCCGCAGCGACGCACCUCCACCUGAAAACAGACAAGACUAUGAGGACCAACCGUCCAACCCUGGAAGAUUCAGUCAACCUGCAGUCCAGAUGCGUCCUGCUGCUGUAGCUCCGCCUGGUGGAGGGAAGCGCUACCAGGCCCUGUACAGCUACAUGGCAGCAGAAGCAGAUGAAGUUUCUCUGCAGGAAGGUGACCUGAUCCUGGACGUGGAGCCCAUCGAUGAAGGCUGGGUGUUUGGAUGCAACCAGAGAACGGGACAGCGAGGGAUGCUGCCGGCUAACUACGUCCGACCGGUUUGAAGCCGCCAUGAGGCGAUAACUCCUGCAAAUCAGGCUUCUAUUGGAAAUCAACUUUUACUAAUGAAACAUACCGUUUUAAAAGCCUGGUUAUGCUUUGCUUCUUUUGUCAGAAAUGUGAUUUUUAAAUAUAAUUCAAGAGGUAGUACUUAUAGGUUAAAAAAUGACUUCGGGGAAAACAAUGAUCCUAAAAACAGUGAAAUGGAAGCAGACUGUGGAAUAAACUCUAACAACACAUUCUUUAUAUGUUCCGUAACUUGUCCUCAGUAUCUUUUUGUAAAUAUCAUUAAAACACCUGUUUGAUAUAAAUCUGAGGCAGAAAAUCUGAUAUUUUAUGGUUAAAAAAAUCACUGAAUCUGAUUCAAGUUAAAGUGAAAUAUUUAACUUUGUGUGUCAGAUUUGUUUUUUUAAACAAAUUUUGCUUCAUUCUUGCUUUCGUUCUGCAGCUUUUUUUCUGGUGGAAAUAAAUCCCACAGAUAUGCA
Messenger RNA from Amphiprion ocellaris (clown anemonefish), 1303 nucleotides. Its product is annotated as LIM and SH3 domain protein 1-like. The record is from RefSeq and is a predicted model, not a curated record. Gene Ontology annotation, molecular function: actin filament binding. Lineage: Eukaryota; Metazoa; Chordata; Actinopteri; Pomacentridae. Gene Ontology annotation, cellular component: focal adhesion. The transcript is spliced from 7 exons. The coding region runs from base 134 to 823 and encodes 229 amino acids.